AUAAAUAGAGAACAACAAAACAUAGCAUUGAUACAUCCAUCAUGGUAAUGCCAUCAAAGACCAUCUUUCUCUUUAUCCAUGUUUGCUUCAUCAAUUUCAUAACCAUUCAAGCAAACAACAACAACAACAACAACAAUUUUCGAUGGUCUUCUUACUCAAACAUCCAUGAAACCACUCCAACCAGUAUCUUUCAAAUAAAUCUCAAGACCCUUUUGUCAUAUUUAUCAUCCAACGCUACUGCCAACAAAGAAUUCCAUAACGCCACAGUAACAGACAUAAACAACUCCUCCAACACAGUCUAUGGUUUGUUUAUGUGCAAGGGUGAUGUCCCUGCUCAUCUUUGUAGCCAGUGUGUCACAAACGCGACCAGUUACUGUGAUUGGGAAAGUGGUUGCUCCCUAUACAAAGAUAUGGUGAUUUGGUACGACAUGUGCAUGGUGCGAUAUUCUGACAAAUAUUUCUUCUCCACUCUUGACUUAUUUAGUUCAUCUUUGGGCUCCUGCUCCGAUGUCGAUGUGUCUAACCAGACUAUAUCUAAGCGUUUAGUUUCUGAAACUUUGAAUGAAGUGGCAGAUAAAGCAGCCAAUUUUUCAAUUGGCGUCAAGAAAUAUGCUACAAAGGAAGCAAUCGUAUCUGGAUUACAGAAUCUUUAUUUUCAAGCUCAGUGCACACCUGAUCUGUCGCCACAAGAUUGCAGGAAAUGUCUGAAUGAAUCCAUAACACAGGUACUUCAGAAUUGUAAUAGGGAUAGUAACUAUGUAAUGACAGGGGAUUCUCAAACUUCCAUAUGUUACAUCAGAUAUGAUGUGUACCCUUUCUAUCGCUUUAUUAACGCUCCCACACUAUUAGAACUUGAUCCAGCUUCCAAUACAACAAAUUCAAAAUUCUAUUAGAAAGUCAACUAUUAUUGGGAACCUGUCUGUAAUCCUAUUAUAUCAUAAAUAAAAGUCAACUAUUAUUGUUAAAUUUUUUAUUUGUCAAGAAAUGUGGUUGAGUCUAAU
Molecule: messenger RNA, 1001 nt
Organism: Vicia villosa (hairy vetch)
Lineage: Eukaryota; Viridiplantae; Streptophyta; Magnoliopsida; Fabales; Fabaceae
Product: cysteine-rich receptor-like protein kinase 25
Exons: 1
Coding region: 42-893 (283 amino acids)
Source: RefSeq, a predicted model, not a curated record